This is a messenger RNA of Physeter macrocephalus (sperm whale), 3803 nucleotides long. Its product is annotated as tetratricopeptide repeat protein 21A. NCBI's taxonomy places the organism in Eukaryota, Metazoa, Chordata, Mammalia, Artiodactyla, Physeteridae. Gene Ontology annotation, cellular component: intraciliary transport particle A. Gene Ontology annotation, biological process: protein localization to cilium; intraciliary retrograde transport. The record is from RefSeq and is a predicted model, not a curated record. Gene Ontology annotation, molecular function: protein binding. The coding region runs from base 125 to 3097 and encodes 990 amino acids. The transcript has 22 exons.
GCUGGAAACAAGAGAGCCCCAAAAUCCAAGCCUCCAUCUUAAAAAAAUUCUUGUGGUGGGCAGACUGUCUGGGAGGCACCAGGCGAUUCUGCAGCUGGUGUGUAGCUUCCUCGAGCGAACCUUCAUGGCCACAUCCUCCUAUGCCCACAUGGCCACAGAGCUGGGCUACCUCUUCAUCCUGCAGGACCAAGUGAAGGAGGCAUCUCUGUGGUACUCGGAGGCCAUGAAACUGGACGAGAGCAGCAUGGCUGCCUUGACUGGGGUCAUCUGGUGCCAGAUCUUAGACGGCCACCUGGAAGAGGCUGAGCACCAGCUGGAAUUCCUGAAGGAGGUGCAGCAGUCCCUUGGGAAGUCCGAGGUGCUGGUUUUCCUCCAAGCCCUCCUGGCUUCCAAGAAGCACAAGGGGGAGCAGGAGGCCGCAGCACUGCUGAAGGAAGCGGCUGAACUGCACUUCUCCAGCAUGCAGGCCCUCCCCCUGAGCUCCGAGUACUUUGAAAGGCUUGACCCCCUCUUCCUGGUCUGCAUCGCCAAGGAGUACUUGGUCUUCUGCCCCAAGCAGCCCCGGUCGCCAGGCCAGAUUGUGUCUCCACUUCUUAAACAAGUCUCUGUGAUCUUGAAUCCUGUAGUCAAGGCAGCGCCAGCCCUGAUCGACCCGCUGUAUGUGAUGGCCCAGGUCAGAUAUCUCUCAGGAGAGUUAGAGAAUGCCCGGAGCACCCUGCAGCGUUGCCUGGAGCUGGACCCCACCUCCGUGGACGCCUACCUCCUCAUGUCUCAGAUCUACCUGGCUCAGGGCAACUUUGCCAUGUGCUCCCACUGCCUGGAACUGGGCGUCAGCUACAACUUCCAGGUCCGAGACCACCCCCUCUACCACUUCGUCAAGGCCAGGGCCCUCAACAAGUCUGGAGACUACCCAGAAGCCAUAAAGGCACUGAAGAUGAUCAUAAAAUUACCAAUUCUGAAGAUGGAAGAAAGCAAGAAGUUCCAUGGUCCCUCUGUGCAGCCCAGCGAGCGGGUAUCCAUCUUACUGGAAUUGGCAUAUGCCCUCCGGAUGAAUGGGGAGCUGCACGAGGCCACUAAGGUCCUGCAGGACACCAUCAACGAGUUCAGUGGCACACCGGAGGAGAUCCGCAUCACCAUCGCCAACGUGGAUUUGGCCCUGAGCAAGGGGAACGUGGACCUGGCACUGAGCAUUCUGAGGAACAUCACGCCCAAGCAGCCCUGCUACACGGAGGCCAAGGAGAAGAUGGCCAGCAUCUACCUGCAGACCCGCAAGGACGUCCACCUCUACAUCGGGUGCUACCGGGAGCUCUGUGAACAUCUGCCUGGCCCUCACACCAGCCUGCUACUGGGUGAUGCCUUCAUGAACAUUCAGGAGCCCGAGAAGGCCCUCGAGGUCUACGACGAGGCCUACAGAAAGAACCCACACGACGCAUCCCUGAUCAGCAGGAUUGGGCAAGCUUAUGUGAAGACCCACCAGUACACCAAGGCGAUUAAUUAUUAUGAGGCCGCCCAGAAGAUUAGCGGACAGGACUUUCUGUGCUGCGAUCUGGCUGAACUGCUCCUGAAGUUAAAGAAGUUCAACAAAGCAGAAAAAGUUUUGAAGCAGGCACUGGAUCAUGACCUUGUCAAAGACAUCCCAUCCAUGAUGAAUGAUGUCAAGUGCUUGCUUUUGCUGGCAAAGGUUUACAAGAGCCAUAAAAAAGAAGAUGUGAUGGACACUUUGAACAAGGCCAUGGACCUCCAGUCUCGGAUCCUGAAGCGUGUUCCCCUGGAGCAACCAGAAAUGAUCCCCUCCCAGAAGCAACUGGCAGCCUCCAUCUGCAUCCACUUUGGGGAGUACUACCUGGCAGAGAAGGAGUAUGCCAAGGCAGUGCAGUCUUACAAAGAUGCCCUCUCCUACUCACCCAUUGACAAUAAGGUGGUGCUGGAGCUGGCACGGCUCUACCUGCUGCAGGGCCACCUGGACUUGUGCGAGCGGCACUGUGCCACCCUCCUGCAGACUGAGAAGAACCAUGAGACAGCCUCCGUGAUGAUGGCUGACCUGAUGUUUAGAAAACAGAAAUAUGAAGCUGCCAUCAACCUCUACCACCAAGUCCUGGAGAAAGUGCCAGACAAUUUUCCUGUGUUGAACAAACUAAUCGAUCUGCUACGAAGAAGUGGCAAACUUGAGGACGCCCCUGCCUUCUUUGAAUUGGCCAAGAAGGUGUCCAGCCGGGUGCCUUUGGAGCCAGGGUUCAACUACUGCAGAGGCAUCUACUGCUGGCACAUAGGGCAACCCAACGAAGCCCUGAAGUUCCUAAACAAAGCGCGCAAGGACAGCACUUGGGGCCAGAGCGCCACCUACUACAUGGUGCAAAUCUGUCUGAACCCAGACAAUGAGAUCGUGGGUGGAGAGGCUUUCGAGAACCUGGUGACUGAGAGCAAGAAGGAGUUGGAGCAGCACGGCGUGCGCACUGCUGAGAAGCUGCUGCGGGAGUUCUACCCACACUCGGCCUGGGGCCAGACCCAGCUGCGGCUGCUGCAGAGCCUGUGCCUGCUGGCCACGAGGGAGAAGGCUAACGUGGAGGCAGCGCUGGGCACCUUCAUUGAGAUGGCCCAGGCCGAGAAGGACAGCAUUCCCGCCCUGCUGGCCGUGGCACAGGCCUACUCGCUGCUGAAGCAGGUCCCCAAAGCACGCACGCAGCUGAAGCGUCUGGCCAAGGCCCCAUGGACGCUGGCCGAGGCCGAGGACCUGGAGAAGAGCUGGCUCCUGCUGGCCGACAUCUACUGCCAGGGAGGCAAGUUCGACCUGGCCUCGGAGCUGCUGCGGCGCUGCAUGCAGUACAACAAGUCCUGCUGCAAGGCCUACGAGUACAUGGGCUUCAUCAUGGAGAGAGAACAGUCGUACAAGGACGCAGCCACCAACUAUGAGCUGGCCUGGAAGUACAGCCAUCAUGCCAACCCUGCCAGCGGCUUCAGACUCGCUUUCAACUACUUGAAGGACAAGAGAUUCGUGGAGGCCAUCGAAGUCUGCCACGAUGUCCUCAAGGAGCACCCCAACUACCCCAGAAUCAGAGAAGAAAUUUUGGAAAAAGCCCAAGGGUCUCUGAGGCCCUAGCUGUGGUCAGUGGGAGCCAGGGUGGGUGGAAACUAUCAACCUACAGAAGUUUCAUGGAGGGGGUGGGAAGUGGGUCAGUGGAGAAGAGAGUCAGAAAAUGACAUAUUCUUCCCAUUUCUAUAUUGUGUGUGGUUUAUUUGAAUCAUGCCUAACCUGGUCUAAGGGACAUCCCAAAGCUUUAUGUUUUUAAGGCACAAGAAGCAAUUUUGCUCUGGGAAAGAAAGCUAUCAACCAGCUGAGCUCACUGGGCAACUUCUCAUGGGCCCCGCUUUUAUCCCAGACUCUCAGAGGCCAAAGGGGAACAAAGAGGUGGUUUAAAAAAUACCCUACAGCUAUUUUAAUAUUUUUAUGUUGGCCCGUACAAGCCUCUCUUCUCCUGUCUGGUCCCCGGAAUUCUGGCUUAAAGAAGCAACUGCUCCUCUCUGUCAAGCUGCCCCCUGCGUCCUCCCUGGCAGGGGCCCAAACAGGCCCACCCUGUCCAUGCAUUCUGCCUCCCCCCUCCCCAAGUCUUCAGCCGGCGGCAUCUGCUGGUCCUUUACGAGUUUGGGACAAACCCUGAUUACUCUUGCCUCUGGCAGGAAAAUACAUCCCAAGAAAAACUAGCUCCUACUUCAUCUUUAGGAAAAGACAAUGACCAACUAAUUCAUCCUCGAGGAACCCUUGUAACACCUCAGGGGACAAAAGCAGGGGUCCCUGUGUAGAUGAA